AUGGUCGAUGAAAAGGUGGAAAGAAAAUAUAUGGGGCUAUCCUAUUAUUCUAAUUCAGUGACCAUCAUGUUGAAGGGGAAUGAGGUAUUAUUUCCAAGAAUUCUAACCAUCUUCAUGACAAUUGAUUCAUCACACAACAAAUUUAGAGAAGAGAUUCCAAAUGUCAUCGGAAAACUUCAUGGACUUCGGUUGUUUAAUUUAUCUCACAACAAUCUUAUUAGCAAUAUCCCUUCAUCAUUGGGAAAUCUAUGUUUUCUUGAAUCGUUGAACCUCUCUUCAAACCAACUUUCUUGUAAGAUUCCUAGCCAAUUGACAAGUUUGGCAUUUCUUUGUAUGUUAAAUUUUUCACAAAAUCAUCUCGAGGGUCGCAUACCUCAAGACAACCAAUUUGAAACAUUUGAAAAUAGCUCGUACAAUGGGAACCUAGCAUUACGUGGAUUUCCACUAUCGGAGGAAUGCGGGGAUGUUAACACACCGCAACUGCAUCCAACACCUAUGUUGCAUAAGGAAGAUGAUCCAACUUUUGCAAGUGAAUUUCAUUUUAAUGUGGUAGGGAUGGGGUACGGAUGUGAAAUGGUAUUGGGAUUGGUAAUGGGAUAUCUUAUGUUCUUAAUCAGAAAACCAAAAUGGUUUGUAAGAAUUGCUGAAGGAAAACGACAGAAGAAAGGGAAAAGGUCACACAAGAGCGGUGACACGAUGGAAGAAUAA
This is a messenger RNA of Camellia sinensis, 708 nucleotides long. NCBI's taxonomy places the organism in Eukaryota, Viridiplantae, Streptophyta, Magnoliopsida, Ericales, Theaceae. The record is from RefSeq and is a predicted model, not a curated record.